Messenger RNA from Saccostrea echinata, 4916 nucleotides. RefSeq names its product ceramide transfer protein-like. The transcript is spliced from 14 exons. Gene Ontology annotation, molecular function: phosphatidylinositol-4-phosphate binding. Gene Ontology annotation, cellular component: Golgi apparatus. The record is from RefSeq and is a predicted model, not a curated record. The coding region runs from base 119 to 1912 and encodes 597 amino acids. Gene Ontology annotation, biological process: ER to Golgi ceramide transport. Lineage: Eukaryota; Metazoa; Mollusca; Bivalvia; Ostreida; Ostreidae.
UGUAUGACAUCAUCAUGUCGGUUUCGUGAACAUAAACACCUACAUUUAGUUUUGUUGAAUUCUAGUUAUACUGCUAAAUAUGUGAAAUCGGUAAAGUGUUUAUAGAUUUAAGAUCAAUAUGACGGAAGAACGCACGGAUGUGCUUAGUCUAACGGACGACGAAGAUAACGAUGAUUCGGAUUUCGAAUCUUCAUUGCCAGAGUUCCAAGACACUUUGAGUAAAUGGACAAAUUAUUUACAUGGUUGGCAAGAUCGAUUCAUUGUUUUAAAAGACGGAACUCUUAGUUAUUAUAAAUCAGAGAAUGACACAUCGUAUGGAUGUAGAGGGGCAGUUAGUCUUUCCAAGGCCACAGUCACGCCCCACCAGUUUGAUGAGUGCCGUUUUGAUGUAGGAGUGAAUGACAGUGUUUGGUAUCUGAGGGCCAAGGAUGAGGAAGAAAGACAGAAAUGGAUAAAUGCCAUUGAGCUGCACAGGCAAGCUGAGUCAGGAUAUGGCAGUGAAAACAAUUUACGUCGUCAUGGAUCUCUCAUGUCACUUACGUCAACAUGUAGUAUGUCCACCACGUCCACUUCCUCUUUUAAAAGGGGGCGUGGUCUGUCGGAGAAAGUGGCAGAAAUGGAAACAUUCCGAGAUAUCCUAUGUCGUCAGAUUGACACAUUACAGGGCUACUUUGACAGCUGUGCAUCUGCUGUGUCACACGGUGCUGUCCAAGAAUUGCAUGAAGAUGACAUUGGGGAUCCAGAUGACCCCCAUGAUGCAUCUGGAACAGAUCAGCAAGGUCAAAUAUUCAACAGUCCAAAGGGCAAAGAUUUAGCAUCAAUAUUACAACAACAUGGGGGCCAUGCAGUGGAUUUCAAAGGAGAGGCCCUGACAUUUAAAGCCACCACAAUGGGAAUUAUACACACCCUAACCCACUGUAUUGAACUGAUGGGUCAGAGGGAAGAGGCAUGGAAAAAGAGACUGGAAAAGGAGGUUGAAAGAAGAAAGAAGUUUGAGGAAGCUUACAAGUCAGCAUCCUUGGAAAGAGGAAAACAAAAGCUCAUCAUAGGGGGACCUGACUUUGAGGAAGGUCCCAACUCCCAGAUGAAAGAGGAAGAAUUCUAUGAUGCCGUUGAUGCAGGCUUAGACAAACUAGAAGAAAAGUUUGAUGAAAUGAUGAUUGAGAAAGCCACAGAACCUGCUCAUCAUUCCAAGAUAUCCUUGAAUUCACAACAUCCAUUGUAUAAUGAGAUAAACCAGCUUGUGGAGAGCCACCUGAAGAGGAUGGAUGAGAAGACAGAGGGAGGGGAAGACACCUGGCAGGUGAUCGCUGAGGAGGGAGACCUCAAGGUGUAUAAAAGGGAGCUAGAAGUAGAUGGUGUUGUCAUCGACCCCCUAAAGGCCUCAUAUGUUGUCAAGGGUAUUACUGGUCAUGAGGUUUGUCAUUACUUCUGGAGCAUUGAUGUACGCUUGGAUUGGGAUGCCACCCUUGAGUCCAGUGUCUGUACUGAAUGGUUGGCAGAAGACACUUUUAUUAGUCACAACGUCAUUAAGAGGGUGUGGCCAGCCUCACAGAGAGACGCCCUCUUCUGGUCACACCUCCGUCAUGUGACAGGGAAGAAUGACGAGGAUCCUGACAGGUGGAUUGUCGUCAAUUACUCAACAGAAGACAGCAAAAUUCCCAAUAAGUAUGUGCGAGUUAAAAUGAAUGUAGCCAUGAUAUGUGAGACCAUUAUUGAUCCACCAGCUGAUGGCAAUAUCAGUCGAGAUGACAUCAAGUGUAAAAUCAGCUACACAGCAGAGGUUAACCCUGGUGGAUGGGCUCCAGCUUCUGUGUUGAGAGCCGUGUACAAGAGAGAGUACCCCAAGUUCCUCAAACGAUUCACUGGCUACGUCAAGGACACUGUCAAAGAUAAACCUAUCCUAUUCUAAACACUGCUUCAUAACUUCUUUAUUGUGCCUUCUUGUCUCGGUUACUUAUUGAAAACUACUGUAGCUUUUCUGCUCUAGGAAAUUUCAGCUUGUCUGGUUUGUUCCUAAAGGAUACCAGAUCACUACAUGUACACUGUAUAUACUGUAUUCAUAUGGGACAUUUGGAAAAUCACUGGUGAAUGUCAAGGUAAUAAAUGUUAUAGCAGGGCUUAGAAAAUUUUGAUAAAAAAUAUAUCCAAAGAAAGGCAAAUAUUGUACAAACUUUGUAAAAAGUUUUUAAAAAAAUGUUGAUACAAGUACAGUGUAUAUAUGUUUGUUUAUACAUAAAUCAAUAAUUAAUAUUGUAUAUAUUAUGGGAUAUAUUUUAACUUGAUAAGAAACGUUAAUUUAUUGUGUAUAAUUCAUGUAUAUUGUAGCUACAUGUAACUUAGAAAAACCAGAUCGAGUGCCAUGUACCCCUUUUUGGUUUUACCUAUUGUACGCUAUAUAGGUACACCAAUUAAAAAAAAUUUGGAUCCCAGGAAGUAAUUGCUAUGGAUUUCUUUCAGUUUUAAAACAAAGCAUAUUGGAGAAAAGUAAACAAUGAGCAAGGUUCACUUAGGACUUUUUUGGCCCUGUUAAAUUCUAAAUAUUCCAAACUGUUCAAUUUUAGGUGACAACACAAAAAGUAUUAUUUGGACACUUUGUCAACACAUGUAUUACAUGUAUUAAAGGAAGAAAUUUUCUCUUUGGUGUAUUUUCUAUGAUGUCAUGAAUUGCAUCAUUUAAUCCCAUUCACAGAUAGUAUUGUGCAAUAUAGAGCACAAACUGUGAUCCAAAAGGUUUAGUAAAUAUUGAUAGAAUGGUAACAUAAGUUUAUAAAGCAUGAUUUAUUUUAUUGGAUUGAGGGAUGUGCUUAAAUUUAAAUUCUUUGUCAAAUGUACCAAGAUGGACCAAUUUUCUGAAAAAAUCAAGGACUUCCUAAUUUCACAAAGCCUGUUUUCCAAUAUAUGGACCCACAGUAGAAAUUUUUCUUAUAUGUAGUGAAAGCAUGAAGUCUCUAUUUUUUAUAUUAAUGUUUGAAAUUGGAGAUUGGGUGAGAAUUGAAUUCAUAAACAGGAUUAUAAACAGGGCCAUUUUAUGCACAAAGCGAACCUAGCUCUUUAUAUAAGUUGACAUAGAAUAUGAAUUACUUUCCAUGUAUGAUAAAUAAUUUUAUGAAUCCUUUCUAUGAAAGAUGAUUUUUAGUGAACUUGGGGCCAUUAAUAGGGGGACAAUUUACUAUAGGUAUUUAUGUAUAUUUUUGAUUAUUAUUCAGCUUUUCAAUGAAGACCCUAGAUGCUUGUACAUGCCCAUAUUCAUAUUUUAAUUCAGUAGAAUUUUAUGACACUGUAGAAAUGCUCAAUAUUCUUUUAAACUCAGCAUUUCAAAACAAACAGCAGUAGUAAAUUCAUUUUUUUUCAUUCAAUAUUUUGAUAAAUGAUAAUUGUGCAAAAGUUUUAAAAAUUUCCUGAAAAUUUGGUGAUGGUAAGAUAUUAGUUUCUGGUUUAAUGAUAGUUUUAGAGUACUGGAACAUUUUUCUGAAUUUUCAUUUCAGUUAUAAAUUGUAGUGAUUCGGGGCAUGAAUACAUGCAUGAAUGAAGGGAGAGAAUGGUUUUUGUAACUGACAUAUAUAAAUUUAUUAGGUACAGAUUUCCUUUCCUUUUACUGAAGUUUCAUUUCAUCUGUAAUAAAAUUCAGGAGCAGUGAUCGAAUUACAGUAGAGAUUAAACUUUAAAUAAACAUUGUAUGUUUUUUUGAUAGAUAAAAGCAUUUACUACAUUUGUUUUAUAUUUACAUUUCAUCUACUUAAGGGCAAAUUCAAGCUAUUUAGAACCUUUUUUUUGCUUUGUAUGCAUAAUCAUUCAAACAGCCCACAUCAUUAAUUUGUGCUGCACCAUGUCACUUCACACAUUAAAGCUUGGUUUUGUUAAUAUCUGCACAUUGUAAAUUAGCCCAUUAAAUCCGAUUAGAAUUCCAUGAUAUACACUGCAUUCUUGGGGAUAAUGAAUAUUGUUUUCAUUAUAACCAGGUAUUGACUAUAUCUGUGUUCACAGUAAUCAGGUUUCACUGUAUGAGGGUAGUAUUAUCUUUUCCCACUGAUGUAAUCCUUACAUAUGUUGCACUUGAUUUGUGAAUUUUGCACGUUGAAUUUGUUUUUUUGUGAAAUUGUAGAAAGAGUGCAUGAAUACUAAUAAUCUAUUAUUUUCUUCUGUAAGUUAUUUCAUUUUAAAAUUAUUCAGUUAUUAUUGUGAGAUGACUAGUCAGAUUAUAUCUGGAUUAAAACAUCUAAAUAACAGAAAAUUUAAAACUUUUAGAUAAUAUACAGGCAUGUUAUCUAGUCUAACUUACAUUAAAAUGUUGGUCUUCUUAAAAAAGUUGACCAGAAUUCCUGUCCUUUAAUAGGUCAAAGGCCAGUAGAUUUUCUUUUUAAUGUACCUAAAGGAGUUCUUACAACUUUUAAAUUUAGAAGAAUUUUUUAAGUUAUAAGAAAUUUCAAUAAAUAGAUGAAAUUUUCAGUAUUCACUCUGUAUGCAACCCUCAUUGAUUACUUGAUUUGAGUUGUGAUUUGUGUACAUUGUACUUAGUUUUUUUUUUUUCUUUUUUGAUUGAAUGAGAUAUUGGUGCAUAGAAAUUUUUAAUGCAAAAUUGACAGUAUUUGAAAUAAGGUAAUAAAUGGAGGACCAUAGACUAUCCACCCAUAUAGAGAUUAUUUUCUUGUUCUCAUGAUGUUUCCUUGUUAAUGACUUUAGGUUAAUUAAUGUAUGGUGGUUACAAUCAUUUUAUAAUGCAGUAGCAUUCAAAACCAUUGUUAUAUAUAGAUGUUGCCCAUUCCUGAAAAUUGAUUGGUGUUAUGUAGUGUUACCUCCCUUGACGUGUUAUAAAAUAUCCGUACAAUCAGUGAUACUUAUGUACAUUUUUCUUCAUGUUUAUGUAUACAUUGUAUAUUAAUAAAACUAAUAAAAUUUGUACAUACAUGCAUAAA